This is a messenger RNA of Myripristis murdjan (pinecone soldierfish), 3306 nucleotides long. RefSeq names its product signaling receptor and transporter of retinol STRA6 (gene stra6). The record is from RefSeq and is a predicted model, not a curated record. Gene Ontology annotation, molecular function: signaling receptor activity; retinol transmembrane transporter activity. The coding region runs from base 372 to 2363 and encodes 663 amino acids. NCBI's taxonomy places the organism in Eukaryota, Metazoa, Chordata, Actinopteri, Holocentriformes, Holocentridae. The transcript is spliced from 18 exons. Gene Ontology annotation, cellular component: plasma membrane. Gene Ontology annotation, biological process: vitamin A import into cell.
CAUAGAGAACAGAGGCAGUGUGGUGGUAACCCUCAUCUGCAGAGAGGCCUGAAGUUUGGAGGCGGCACACUGCAGCCGGGACCUGUCACAUUACUCUCAGCUCCACAGUGGGACCAGGGCACCUGAAUACAAGCUGAGAAGGAGGGUAACAUAGUGAGAGAGGGAGAGAGAGAGAGAGAGAGAGAGAGAGGAGACCAAACACAGAGGAACAAGGACACCAUUGCAGCAGCACAGCCCAACUUGGGAGACACUUUUUACCUCCUCAGUCGAGGGGGACCACAGCAGCACGUCACCAGAGAUUUCCAGAACAGUAAACACUGUUCUAGUCCCUUUUGUAAGACAUUGGAUCUGUUUGAAAAAGAGACAGCACAAUGGAUGAUGAUGCUCUAAUGGACUAUGAGUACCCAGAACUGGAUCCUUUACCAUCCAAAAUAGAAGUUGAAAUAAUCCCCCCAUGUGACCCUACUGCGGAUGAGAGGCUCUACCACAUAUGCAUCGCUGCUAUAUCUCUUGUUGUCAUGCUGAUCCUCGCUAUCUUGGCCAGGCGCACAAAGCUGGGAAAAGGACAGAAGGGACUCCCAGGUUUACUCAGUCCGGUGAACUUCCUGGACCACACCCAGCACAAGGGCCUGGCAGUGGCUGUGUUUGGAGUACUCCUCUGCAAACUAUGUGGCAUGGUGAUCGCGCCAAACCCCCUCCCCUUCUCCACAGACUCAGAGAACAAACAGAACUGGAUGAUUCUUGCCCUGUUCUAUUACCCCGCUCUAUACUACCCUCUCCUGGCAUGUGGCACCUUACAUAAUAAAGUUGGCUAUGUGCUUGGCAGUCUGUUGUCAUGGACACACUUUGGUGUUCAGGUCUGGCAGAAAAUUGACUGCCCCAAAACACCUCAGAUCCACAAGUACUACUCCCUUUUCUCCAGCCUGCCCCAGAUAGCUUGCCUGGCAUUCCUCAGUUUCCAGUAUCCCCUUCUCCUAUUCAAGGGCUUAAAGGGCACUGAAAAAAGCAAUGCUACUGAGGAUCUAAACAGCAGCUAUUAUAAAGACUAUGUGAAGAGAAUCCUGAAGAAAAAGCAGCCUGCUAAAAUCAGCACAUCAAGCACAGAGAAACCCAAACUCACUCAAAGAAUAAUUGAUGCUGUGAAGGCUUACAUUUAUACACCAGAGGAUGUUUUCCGUUUCCCGCUGAAAUUGGCGAUAUCUGGUGUAGUGUCAUUUAUUUCCCUAUACCAGAUGGCACUGCUGCUGGUGCUGCUGGUGGUGCCAACUCUCCAGUCCGCCCGCAUGGGAGUCGAUGAAGAGAUUGCCAUGGUGUUAUCAGGCUUCAAGAUUGAGCUGUCCCCAGACAAAGCAGAAGUGGUCAGGAUAGUGGUCCAUUACAUAUGGUGUGUAGAAGUGUCCUAUAUCUCUGCAAUGACCCUGGCCUGCUUGAUCAACCUGGCAAUGCUCAUGAGGUCCAUGGUUCUGCAUCGGUCAAACCUGAAGGGGCUGUACAGAGGAGAUAUUUAUAAUGUGUACAACUGCCAGAGAAGCAUCAGGCCGUCUCGCCCAGCACUGGUCUGCUGGAUGGGAUACACCAGUUUCACUGCAGCACACCUCUGCUUUGGCAUGAUCGUCCAAACCAUGGUGUUCUUCCUCUGCCUUCUGAUCACAGUCUUCCUCAUUAUCAUGCCCGUCUUUCAUGGGCAGAAUCUAAUACUCUUUAAACUCCUGUGGAGCAUGUGGCCCUUCUGGUUGAUGCUCCUCUUGGCUGUUGUUCUUCAACAUAUCACUGCCAGGUUUUGCUUUAUCAAAAAAACAGCAGGCACACGCGACCUAGACAAUAGGGGCAGUCUGUUCCUGCUGACCUACCUGCUGUUUCCAGUCAAUGUCCUGAUUGGGGUACUGCUGGGACUGUGGCGCAUGGUCAUCACAGCCCUGUUCAACAUCGUCCAUUUGGGACGCAUGGAUAUCAGUCUCCUUAACCGCAAUGUGGAGGCAUUUGACCCAGCCUACCGCUGCUAUGCUCAUUAUCUGAAGAUUGAGGUGAGCCAGUCUCACCCUGUGAUGAAGGCCUUCUGUGGGAUGCUGCUCCAGUCUGCGGGCCAGGAGGGCAGCGCUGCACAGAGGGCACGGGAUGCUGAGGAAGGGAUCCAGCUGGUCCAGGAGAAGAAACAGCUCAGAGUGUCCAGUGCCAAGAGAGCUCGUGGGCACUGGCAGCUCCUCUACACCCUGGUCAACAACCCCUCCCUGGUGGGCACCAGGAAGCACUUUCAGCGUCAGACCACAGAGAGCUUUCUGAAUGGAAGCCUCAACCGCACCGCCAAGGACGGGAGCAAAAAGGAGGCAGGAACCAAGGAGGCAGAGGAAGCUGCCAGCAACUGAAAGUGAAUGUGACCCCUUUAUGGAUUGGCUGCAAGGUCUCUCUUGGUCUGUGGGCAAAUUAUACAGUACAUUUGUCCAUCCAUAGAUUUGUCCGCAUUUGUUGAAAUAAGUGCACUUAUAGGUAGAGCUGUUCACUAAGCUUUUCCUGUGUUUGUGUGGAGAAUCUGAGUCCAGUUUGUACACCCCAUGUUUCACUGUUUGUUUAUGUCUGAGGACCAGAGUCUCCAGUCAGGCAGGAAAGCUGGUGUGGCACUGAACUCCUGUCUAACCACACUCUCACACCAUGUGCCAUAUUCAACACAUUCCUGUGUGUGUUUUAAAACAGCACACAUUUGUGUUACUUUUCAGCACCGUAUACUGAAUGUUAAUAGCAUAUGUUUCGCCAAUAUGUUGUUAAUAACGCACAGUGUUAAAAUGUAAUGCAAAUUUGUGGUUUGCCAAACUAGACACAUGGAUGUGCUGAAACUGAGGCAUUUUUUAAAGAGUGUAUUUAUAUAAGGUUAGAAUAUGACUAUUUAUGAAUUUACAGAAUGAACUGUUUUCCUAGACUGAGUAGCCUCAAUAAUUUUCAACUUGUUCAGUUUUCCCUAAUUAACACCCAUUUUAUCUAAGUCUUUGGAAUAGGAACGAUUAGACAAAUGAAAAUGUGUGUUGUCCUGGUCUGUUGUAUUUUUAGGCCUUUGCAUACAGAAACACUUGCAGGCCUGCGUAAUCGCCGUUCAUCAGCCUUUCCUUUUUCUUUUCUGGCUGUGAGCAUUUUACUCCCAAACUCUCUUUAAGAUACUUAUGUGCUCUAGUUUCUUAAUUUUGAUACCCACCGUCGUUUGUUUCUGCGUUGCAUGUAAAAAAAAAAAAAAAAAGUGCCUUCUUUAAAGGUGAAAAUAGGAAUACCCCAAUUUUCUUUUCUGAUUGACUGUGAAAAUAAAACUGAAACGAAACUGUU